Phaedon cochleariae (mustard beetle) is the source of this 333-nucleotide messenger RNA. NCBI's taxonomy places the organism in Eukaryota, Metazoa, Arthropoda, Insecta, Coleoptera, Chrysomelidae. The record is from the annotation of a GenBank genome assembly.
AUGCGGAACCCUCCUCCGACCGUCAGAACCACCAGGUCCGUCUCCGUGGCUGCUCAUUCGGUCAUGCGCACUAUUCCCACGCGGUCAGUCAUCUUACCCGCCACCGACGAUAAUGUGGCCGAGAACUACGUCGUUAUUCCUCCGGACGGCGGCUGGGGGUGGGUUGUGGUGGCAGUCGCCUUUAUCUGCUAUUUCAUCAUCGACGGGACCACCUACACGUUCGGGAUUUUCUUGACGGAUAUUAGCAAGACGUUCGAAGUGCAUCCUACGAGGGUGGCGUUGAUUAACUCGCUUCUCAGCGGGUUUACCUACUUUGUAGGUGAGAUCCAGUGA